Molecule: messenger RNA, 2431 nt
Organism: Triticum aestivum (bread wheat)
Lineage: Eukaryota; Viridiplantae; Streptophyta; Magnoliopsida; Poales; Poaceae
Product: transcription factor MYB3R-4
Exons: 3
Coding region: 1002-2285 (427 amino acids)
Biological process (GO): regulation of DNA-templated transcription
Cellular component (GO): nucleus
Molecular function (GO): DNA-binding transcription factor activity, RNA polymerase II-specific; RNA polymerase II cis-regulatory region sequence-specific DNA binding
Source: RefSeq, a predicted model, not a curated record
GUGCCGUGCGGCGGCCGGUGGACUCGAGACCGCCGUCGCCGUCGCCACCGGUUACCUCCCGCUCCGUCCGUCCCCGCCCCGUAGAUACCAGCGCUUCCCGUGGGCGGCGGCGCACGUACAAGGUACGUGCUGCUCGCUCCUCCUCCGCCCCAGUUCUUCGGCUAUGCGCUUGAGCAAGCAGCAUUUUUUCCCCCUGCUAAAUAAGCUAGUAGAUUUCUUCCCCUCCACAAAAAGGGGUUCCAUUUUGUUCCAGUGCGUGAUGGUCUGAGCUCGUAGUGUCCUUCAUCUUCAAUCUAUACCGAAGUUUAAUUAUAAGGCUAAUUAAUCUGUACCAUCUCUGAAGUAUUAUUCAGUUCUAAUUGCUUGAAUAUAUACUUCCAUGCCCCAGCCAGAAACAAAGUCUUGCCAUUUUCCAUAACAUGCGAGUAUGAUUGAUCCUACUUUGACAUGAAUUCUGUACUCUUUGCGUAAACUGCUCGAAGCGUCACAGAUUCAGGCGCAGAAGGAAUGUACAGCCCAAUAUUCUACACAAUUUAUUAUUUUGUUUUAGCAGAGUUCGUGUGCUUUACUUUUACAUCACAAAGGAAAACGAAAAGACUGAUGCUACAGGCAUAUAGCAUCGCAUGCCAUGCCAUGCCAUGCACUACUGCGGAUGUUAAUGACUUCUCGACUUGACCAGCAUCUUGCAAUGGGCACGGGUGGUGUGUGUGCCACGUUUUCUGAAUAAUGCAUGCUGCUUAAUUAACCAUAGUUUUCUUUCUCUUGCAUGAAGUAAUCUAUUUAUGAAAGUAAAUGCCCCAUUAACAACGCAAGUUAAUAAACCCAUAAAACCCCCUUGGGUUGUGGCCAUUAAGGGGCCAUAAGGCCGCUCUUGUCAAGAUAUAAUGUGACACGCCAUGCCAAUGUCUCCUCUUCCGAGAGAUGCAGGUAGACAGGAACCGGCAUCCAGCCGCUCCCUCUUCCCCCCACCCCUAGCAGUAGCCAGCUCCUGAAACCCCUCCAUGGAUUUCGGUUGCUUCCAGCCCCACGCAGGGAGCUGCGAUGACAUGCCGCUUGAUUUCCAUGUGCAGCAGAGUGCCCACUAUGAUCUCCACUCCCUUGAUCGUUCGUUCGAGCCUGCCGGCGGAUCGAUCGGCCCCUUUGCGGCCUUCUAUCCUGACUACUACCCACAAGGCACCGCGACGAAGGCUAUCGUCGGCGACACUUCAUCGGUCGGCGACACUUCAUCGGUCGUUCAUAGUUCUGGACCUCACCUCCCUCUGCUGACGCCGAAGCUUGAGGUUUCACAUCUCAUAGGAGGUGGCCUUGGAUCAUACAAGACCUAUGAGAUGAGCCGCAGGUUUUUCCCAAGAAAGAAGGCCUCCAGCAAGGCUCUCAAGAGGGCUAAUGUUGUCAAAGGGCAAUGGACGCUGGAAGAAGACAGGAAGUUGGUGAAGUUAGUGGAGCAGUUUGGAUUGAGGAAGUGGUCUCAGAUUGCGCAAAUGUUGCCUGGAAGAGUUGGAAAGCAAUGCAGAGAAAGAUGGCACAACCAUUUGAGACCUAACAUCAAGAAAGAUACUUGGAGUGAGGAGGAAGACAUGGUUCUAAUACAAACACACAAGGAGGUUGGCAACAAAUGGGCAGAGAUAGCUAAGCGCCUCCCUGGGAGAACUGAAAACUCCAUAAAAAAUCAUUGGAAUGCAACCAAGAGAAGGCAGUUUGCAAGGAGGCGGACCCGCACAAGCGCCAAGAAUCCCAAAUCUGGGACCCUUCUGCAGAACUACAUCAAAAGCCUUGGAAUUGGCUCUAGCAAGGUCACUGCUGCUCCUCUAGCCCCAAAAGAACCUCCACUGUCACCAUCUUCACCAGCACCCCCAACACAAAAUCUGGCACAGGUGAAUGACAGUUGGUCAGAAUCCAACCCAUCCAGCACAAUGAUCACCCAAGGACUAUUCAGCACAGAUGACAGAGAGGCUGACUCUUGGGAAGAAAUUCUAGUCCCAACAUGUGAUGAUUUUUCUGUUGACAUGUGUGAUGGUUUAUUUGACACAAAGGAGGAUGCGCAAUACCCGGUUUACAGCAUAGAUGAUGAUGUUGACAUGGACUAUAUCUUCAACCAUAUGGACUACACUAUUAAGAUUGACCAUGAGAUAGAUAUGGAGAUGGCAUGGUGUGAUGACGCACUCGCAAACAUUGAAUCUGGAUCAUCGCCAUUGGUGACAGCGGUAGGUCCAACAGAAAUCAAGACUGUCCAGGUGAAGGAGGAGAUGGAUCUAGUUGAGCUGGUCACACGUACACAGACUUGACACUAUUAUAUAUGCAUGCUAUUUAUAGGUGAUAUGAUGACCUUUUGGAUGUUACUAUGGGGCAUGCUAUUUAUAGAUAAUAUGACGACCUUUGUUUUCAUAGAUUAUAUAUAUGACGACCUUCUGGAUGUUUCCAUAGAUUAUAU